AUGGUAAGAAAAACGAACUUUGAUGUACAAAAAUUCAAGGAUGCACUGGCCAAUGCUUCAGAAAGGGUCACAAAUAUUGCCAAGGAAAGAAUGAAAUUGCCAAGGGCCAAAGUAAGUGAAGAAAAGGAGACAGACAAAGAUCAUGAUCUAGAAGAUGAUGAGGUGACGUUUGGUCCAGCUCCAGCAUCAACAUACGAUGCACUGGAAAAAACAGUGGAGGAUGAAGGAGACGAAGGUCUUCCAAGGAAAUGUAAGAACAACAAAAAGAAGAAAAAGAAUAAGAAGAAUAAAAGGAAGAGAGAACCAGAGCAUGAACAAGAGGUUAUUGAACCAGCAGAGAAGAAAACAAAGGUGGAAUAAAUGAAGCAAGAAAUAGUUAUAUAACUGUAUGAAUGAAUGGGUGUGCUAAUGAAGUG
Stylophora pistillata is the source of this 416-nucleotide messenger RNA. RefSeq lists its product as uncharacterized. NCBI's taxonomy places the organism in Eukaryota, Metazoa, Cnidaria, Anthozoa, Scleractinia, Pocilloporidae. The record is from RefSeq and is a predicted model, not a curated record.